This is a messenger RNA of Penicillium cinerascens, 1260 nucleotides long. Its product is annotated as aldose epimerase family protein. NCBI's taxonomy places the organism in Eukaryota, Fungi, Ascomycota, Eurotiomycetes, Eurotiales, Aspergillaceae. Gene Ontology annotation, biological process: glucose metabolic process; beta-D-galactose catabolic process via UDP-galactose, Leloir pathway. The transcript has a single exon. Gene Ontology annotation, molecular function: aldose 1-epimerase activity; carbohydrate binding. The record is from RefSeq and is a predicted model, not a curated record. The coding region runs from base 1 to 1260 and encodes 419 amino acids.
AUGCACUUCAAGUCCUACGCGACGGCUGCCCUUUAUGGGUUGCCUGUUCUUGCCAAUGCUAUGCCCUCAGCCUCCUCUUCAUCGGCUGCACCCUUGUCUUCUCCCAGCAGCUCAGGUGACAGUGGUCACUUCACCGAAUACUCGAUCAGCUCCAAGAACAUCACGGUCAAGCUCAUCCCUUACGGUGCGCGUCUGACCCACGUCCUGGUCCCUGAUCGCGAUGGCAACACCCAGGACGUCCUGGUCGGCUAUGACGAUCCCAAGGAAUAUCUUCACGACAGCGAAACCAACCACACCUACUUCGGCGCGGUCGUUGGCCGCUAUGCCAACCGCAUUAAGAAUGGUACCUUCUCCAUUGACGGAAACACCUACCACAUUCCAGAGAACGAACACGGCGGUAGGGACACCCUUCACGGUGGCUUUGUCGGCUAUGAUAUGCGCAAUUGGACUGUUACCGCGCAUACUCAGUCUGCCAUCACUUUUACCCUGUUCGAUGAAGGCUUCGAGAACUUCCCAGGCGACGUGAUCAAUCAUGCCGUCUUCAGCGUCUCGACGGAGAAGAGCGCCGAGAACCCCAAGGGUCUGCCACAAUUAUCCACCAAGCUUGUUUCCCUUGCUCUGACCGAGAAGACCCCCAUCAUGCUUGCCAACCACCUCUACUGGAACCUCAAUGCCUUCAAGAACCAAACAAUCUUGAAUGACACCUACUUGCAGAUGCCUCUCUCCGAGCGCUUCAUCGCUGGGGACACCCUUGAGGUCCCUACCGGCAAAAUCCUCGAUGUGAAUACCGCCUACGAUGGCGCUUUGGACUUCAUCGAACCUAAGUUGGUUGGCCAGGACAUUGCAAAGACCUCCGGCUUGUGCGGUGGUGGCUGCACCGGCUACGAUACCUGCCUUCUGAUUGACCGCCCGCCCGCCUAUGCAGCUCGCAACUCAUUCGUCCCUUCAGUGCACAUGGCCUCUGACACGACCGGUAUUACCCUGGACAUCGCCACCAACCAGGCUGCGCUCCAGAUCUACACUUGCAACGGCCAGAAUGGCACCAUCGCGACCAAGGAGUCGCAAGCCAAGCGCAAUAAACAGGAGGAUGGUAAUGCUGGCGCUGCGUACGUCAACAAGUACGGCUGCAUUGUCUUCGAGACAGAGGAUUGGAUUGAUGGCAUCAAUCAGCCCCAGUGGGGUCGUCUGCCGUACCAGAUCUUCGGUCCCAAUGAUGGCCCUGCUAUGAACUUAGCUACCUACCAGUUCGGCACUUUUUAA